GAGUUGGGGGGGGGGGGGGCACCGUAGCCCGGUUUCACAACGCUCCUCCCCAGUGGUGAGGACACCAUAGCGAGCCAGGAGCUUCUCAUACCAAGAGCGAGGCAGUGGAAUUUGACCCAGUUUGCAUUUCCUCUCUAACGUUGCCAGAAUCCAUUGUGUAUAGCUGCAUGGUUGGAUUUUCCAGGUUUUCGAUGUGGAAAGGCGUUAAUUUGGUGCCGGAGGAUCUGUGGAGGGCUGCUGUGACGCCGCGGGAGUGCGCAGUGGCUGGAGAAUUUUGACCUAUUUUCGAGUUGUGGGGUACAAUUCAAGCUUGCUGGAGUGGAAUUCUUCUAUUCGAAAUAGUUGGGGUUGUGGAAUUGGUGAAUUUCGUGAGAGCACUUCAUAGGGAGGAGUUUGGUUGAUGAAUUUCUGGAUUUAGUUCUAGUGACGGUGGCGAGGCGGAUAUCAUAAGCUGGCGAUUAGUCCGUGCCAGCACAUGCUUCGAGCAGGAGCUUUCCAGCAGGCGUGGCUUGAUUCAGGAUGGUCCUGUCUUUUGAAAGCGAUAGCUCUGGUAUGGGCCGGAAUACUUGGCCUGCAGGAUCAGAUGGAAGGCAAAUUCAUGAAGUUUGUAUGUCCUCUUCAGACUCUCAAAGGCGCAUGAGGUUCAUUCAUUCAAAUGUUGUUGGUACUGCGAGGAAUCAUAGACAGCGGUAUCGCGCACCAAGGGAGGAUUCUUGUACAGAAGAAUCCUCACCAAGAAUGUCUUUUCGCUCCUCACAUUCGGAUAGGAACUUCACACGCUCAUGGCGAUGUCACGAUCGGGAUAGGAAUUCAGUACAUGAAAACGUGGCGCCUUUGUACAGCAUUCCAUCUUUUAGUAGGAAGGCCAUAAGUCCGAAUGACUCCCACAGGUUAGGUGAUGAACCGGGGAACGAUCUUUCAGGUUUUCGGAGAGGAACUUGGGCAGAAAGGAACUCUGGGGCUAGGCUAAAGGAAGGGGAUAGCUCGAGGACGUUGUGGUCUGUUAAGGCUAUGGCAUCCUCUGACGUAGCCAGCUCAGCUGCUGCCACAGCCACUUCUUUGCCUUUCGAUGUGUUGCAACGCAUUGCGGGGUCUUUUUCAUGGCAUGAUCUUUGGAAUGCAACCUGUACGUGUAAGACAUGGAACAAAGCCCUUGCACCACUUCGAGAAGGGAUGCUCUUUUUGCACUACGGGAAAAAAUUUAAACAUGGCCAUGAAGUUUCAAAGAACCUGGAUAAAGCUCUGCAGAUGUUUACCAAGGGUGCUAUCCGUGGUUGUGCUGCAGCAAUGGUGGAUGCAGGGUUGCUUCUUUGGGAAAUGGGGAGGCGUGACGAAGGGAUCAACUGGUACAAGCAAGCUGCCGAGCUCAGACAUCCGGCCGGAAUGUGCAACUUGGGUCUUGCUUACUUGCAAGAUUCCAAUAGGCUAGUAGAAGCUGUGAAGUGGCUUAAAAUAGCUGCCACGGCCGGUCAUGUGCGGGCGCAGUAUAGCCUGGCGUUAUGCUUGCAACAAGGGAAAGGAGUUGAAUGCAACAUGCAGAAAGCUGCCCGGUGGUAUUUGCAAGCCGCAGAGGGUGGCAGCACGCGGGGCAUGUAUAAUGUCGCUUUGUGCUUACGAUCAGGUGAAGGUUUUAGUAGGAAUUUAUACGAGGCCAAGCGUUGGAUGCGUCGAGCUGCUGUGGCUGGUCAUAGUAAGGCGCAGUUUGAGUUCGGCCUAACCUUAUUUGCGGAAGGGGAGGGGGGGUCGGCAUUGGUAUUUUUGGAGCUGGCUACAAGGGCUGGUGAAACCGGAGCCACUCACAUCCGAGACGCCUUGUUGGUACAAUUACCUUCAAGAUUACGGGCCCACGCAUUGGCAUGCGCUGACAAAUUUCAAAAUGGAGGUAGCAUUUCGAGGUAGCAUGGUACUCAUUAGUAAAGUUCGUGUGCUGGUCUUCCUUUAUUUUGUACAUUAGGUAAUAAAGCUUCGCAUCGUAAGUUGAUCCGAGAGUCGUUUCCUGCCAAGUGUUACUGCUCGAUGUUUGAAGAGAAUGAUGCUAUCCAUGUGAUGCAAUGGAUGUCUUGCGAAGAUUAGAGUGAAGAUCUGAAACAAAAGAUGGUUUCCAAGCAGCUUCGACAGGAUCAUUGGAUUAGGAAUCAGCAGUUACUGAAACCUGCGCAUAGAUACAUCGUACAUUCUGUGCAGAAGUUGUGCACCCUAGCCUUCAUUUCUACAUUGACUCUUUCCUCAGAAUAGACAGAUGGUAUAUAGGUAGACCAUUAAUCAUCCUGCAUAUUGGGCUUCUAUUUAGUUUGCAGUACUGUCUGAACAUACAUGAAAAUCAUUUUCCAAUUCACAUCCAUCUCACCAGAGUGCAACUUAGAUGUAUUUUGUACCUCAAGUAGUGGAGCGAUUGAGUAGUGAUGCGGGGGUAGGCCUGAAGGCACGAGCCUCUUCAUUGGCUGGGGCCAUUUUUGGAAAGUUUGGAUUGCUUCAUUCCUGUACUUCCAUAUUGGCUUACAUCCAACUAAUUCCAACAGCUUGCACGUUUUUGGAAAGUUA
Physcomitrium patens is the source of this 2541-nucleotide messenger RNA. NCBI's taxonomy places the organism in Eukaryota, Viridiplantae, Streptophyta, Bryopsida, Funariales, Funariaceae. The record is from RefSeq and is a predicted model, not a curated record.